GCGCGCCAGUCCUCCGCCCCCAUUCAUCCGCCGCGCCUCCGUUCUUCUCCUUUUCCUUCCCUCCAUUUGCAUCUCCUCUCCAUCCUUCCUCCUCCAUCAUUGCCGCCGCAGUCCCCUCAUCUCCUCCACCGCCACUGCCACCGCCCUCCUCUACUGCUGAUAAACCCUGGUCCUCUACUUGUCUCUCCAACAUGGAGGAAGUAGAAGCAUCAACAAACCCAUGUCCACUAAUAGUAAAGGAACCAGCUUUUUGUGAAGAGUGCAAAAGUCAUCCAUCAAAGUACAAGUGCCCAGCUUGCUCACUCCGUUCUUGCAGCCUGCCAUGUGUCAAAGCUCACAAGCAGCGCACUGGCUGCAAUGGCAAGAGAAACAUGACCAAGUUUGUUCCUCUGUCCAAGUUUGAUGAUAAUCUCCUACUCUCUGAUUAUAAUUUGCUUGAGGAAGUGAAGAGGAUUGCUGAAUCUGCACGAAGAGCAAGAGCAAAGUUGUGUGGUUAUUCUCAUUUUAAGCUACCAUUUGUCCUUCGAAGCCUUCGAAGUGCUGCUGCAAGUCGUGGAACAAGGCUAUGGUUUCAACCAGAUGGGAUGUCAAAGAGGGGUAAAAAUCAAACUCGGGAGAAGUUCAUCUCUUGGACGAUUGAGUGGCGGUUUCACACAACAGAUGUUGUUUUACUUGACCAUGGAGUGCAUGAAGAGAAAAACUUCUGCUCUGUAAUUGAGAACCAUCUAAAACCUGGCCCAUGGAAUCACCAGCUAAGGCAGUUCUGUGAGCAGCCACUAGAACAUCUAAAGUUUUUCAUCCGCAAGUAUCCAAAGGGACCCAAGUCACCAUUUCGCAGCUUGGAUAUUAAAGCCCCAAUAAGGAAACAGUUAGCCAAUCUAGUAAUUGUGGAAUAUCCUGUAAUUCAUGUUUUUCUCCCUUCACAUAGCUGUGAUUUCGAAGUUGUUAGAGAUGACUGUGUUAAUCAUAAACCACAUCUCAAGGAUUCUCCCAGCACCGAUAAUGAAAGCCCAAAAGGUGUUACCUUUCAUGAGGAGGAAAUUAAAGAAGACAUCACCAGCGACCCUCAAGUAUUUGAUCUCGCAGAGCAUGGGAAUUUAAGUCCAAUGCACCAAAUCCACAGCCAAAGCAGGUUUGAGAAAUCAUUAAACAACUUAGAUAAUGCUUUGUUGGAAGACACUGGAGCAGGCAAAAGUUUGCAUUCCGAUUCUCAUGCCAAGGAAUCAGUAGAUUUGGAAGACAUGAAAAUCGAUUUUGAUCAAGGUUUAUUAGAUAUAUUCUCAGAUAUCAUGGCAGAAAUCAAUGAUGAUGAUUUUCUACAUUUUGGAGGUGAAUUUGCUGGAGAACCAGAAACAAAAGAAAAGGCCAGCCUUUCAAAUACCAAGGAAAACUUCUUUCCUGAGGAAUUGGAGGAAGGGGAGAUUGCAGAUUAACUGGUACCUUAUACCUUUUCUAAAAUGUUCAUUUACAGUCACCCGUUCUGGUUAUUUAAUAUUUAUUAAUGUUUUUGUGGGGAAAUUGGAUGUGUUGUGAUUAUACCGUGGUUAUGGUUUGGAUUGGCGAAAUUAUAUAGAAAUGUCUCACUUUGGGAUUAUUAUUUUUUCUUUGCAAGGGAAACUCAUGGGAUUUAUAUAAUAUUGGCAUGUAUUGGUCGGUGAAUUAUAAUAUGGUUCUACCGAAAAAAAAAAAUAUAACUAAUUAAACAUU
This is a messenger RNA of Rubroshorea leprosula, 1707 nucleotides long. The record is from the annotation of a GenBank genome assembly. Lineage: Eukaryota; Viridiplantae; Streptophyta; Magnoliopsida; Malvales; Dipterocarpaceae.